AUGGAAAAUCCAGAUGAGUGUCAAGGUUAUAAUGAUGAUACAGAUGAAGAAGAGAAAAAGAUGCUUCUGGAGCAUUGCAUACGACAUCUCAAUCUGCCCGAUUUUGUAAUGGAACCGCAAAUUGUUGGCGUUUUACAAACAUUUUUUCGUUGCGGAGGCGAUCCAGAAACAGUAGUUGAUUUGCUUUCUGAAAACUACUGUUCACUGGGCCAGCUUUGUAACCUUAUGGGUGAUUGGUUAUCUGACAUGGAAGGCAAUCACAAUAAAGUGAAUGAAUGUUUCGAAUCAGCUUUGAGUGCUUUAAUUGUGAAACAUUUCCAACCUGAAGUAGCAGACACUAUAUUUGAAGCAGAAGGCGUUGGUAUAGAAUGGCUACCUGAAUUGAUAUCCCAUAAACCUUGGCGUUGCCUUAUUUAUGCUCUUGCUGAACAAUAUCCUCAUUGUUUGAUGUUAAAUUUUGCUGUGAAAUUAAUAUCAGAUGCAGGUUUCCAGCACGAAAUUAGUAAUGUAAACACUGCUGCGCAACAACUUGAAAUUUUUUCCCGAGUAGUUUUGACUACGAUCGAUGCUGUGCUUCAUGAACACUGUAAAGGGCCUAUGACGGAAACGUAUGAUCAUGCACUUGCUGAGCUUGUCCGAGUAGUAUGCCAUAGUGAACAUACAUAUUUGUAUACGCAAACACUUCUACAUGUCAUGUGCGAAGAACAAACGGGCGUGAUUUCUGCUGCAUGUGCACAGAUCUCCCAAGCUCUGCGCAUGGAAGCACAUGAUCAUGACCAAGAUACAUCUGCACUGCAUAUUGCUUUGAAACAAACGUACGAUGAAAAUAUGGGUUUAAAUUCUUUACAAGCUAUGCACACAAUGUUGAAUAAGCAUUGUUUAAAUCCCGCUGAUAUUACUUUACUUUAUCAACAGUACGUUUCCUCAGAUCCCCCACCUGUUGAGUUGAUCCGCGAGCGUGUUUUUGUGGAAAUGUUAAUCGAUUCCUUAUUCGCUUAUGAGGGCAUGAAAGUUCUUGCUGAUCAUCGACCAAAGUAUGUAUAUUUGCUUGCGUAUGCAUCAAGUGUAGGUGAACAGCAAACAAAAAAUGGACGUGUUCAAAAUCGCCAAGAAUUAGAGACAACACGGGAUACUAUUGAACAAGUUGUUAUGUUAUUAGAGAAAACGGAUGACCUCUUGAAAGAAAUACAACCUUUGUUAUGUUCGAUACGUCUCCCUGUUGUCGCAACUGGGUUAUUGCAUUAUUUACGCGGCAAUCUGCUUAGUGACGAAGUUAUUAGUGAACCUGAGUCUGCACAUUUUGUAUUAUUGGAUCAGAUAGCUUCAUCACAUGUCAGUUUGCAUGUGAGAGUUUUUCAAGCUCUUUGUGAACUGUACGACCGGCAGUCAAGUAUGAAUGAACCUGCAGAAGUGAUUAUGGAGAAACAACGUGAUGUAAUCGACCGUUUCGUUCAUUUGUUAUCAGUUGGUUUUGUUUUACCAGUUAUUGAAAAACUCAACAAAAUGUUUCGCGAUGGUCAGAUUGACAUCUCUCUUGUUAGAUAUUUUGCAAUUGAAGUUCUAGAAAUUGUUGCUCCACCAUACUCAGAUGAUUUUAUCAGUGUAUUUUUACCGAUCAUUUCCAAUCCAGAAAUUUUUGGCGAAAAUGUUAGUGAAAGAAUUCCAGCCGCAAAGGAAUUUCUAGAACAUUGUACCCCAUCGACCGCUGAAGUUGAAUCGUCACAGGUUUGA
Molecule: messenger RNA, 1731 nt
Organism: Thelazia callipaeda (thelaziosis nematode)
Lineage: Eukaryota; Metazoa; Nematoda; Chromadorea; Rhabditida; Thelaziidae
Source: the annotation of a GenBank genome assembly